AUGGUUGAGGACCCCUUCGGAAAGAUCGACGGGCAACGAGAGUUUCUGCAGUAUGACGACACGUCUCCUCAGGGAACGCGAGUUCUGAUCUUCGCCACGUCUGAGAGUCUUGGGCACCUUUCACAGGCGACUACCAUUCUUUGCGACGGAACUUUCAAGACAAGCUUUACACGCUUCAUGGGGUCAAGGAGUUUCAAGGACGAAACAUCUCCUUUCCUUUCGCAUACAGCUUGUUAUCCUCAAAGACAGAGGACGCCUACUUGCACCUGUUCAAUGCAAGUCCAGAAGACCGGACUGCAGGCUCAAUAUGCGAAUGACGCCGCUUUCUCAAGCUUGGUGAGACAGCUGUGUGCCCCCCACUUCUUACCCCCUCAUCGGAUACGUCAGGAUUAUGCAGAAAUCAAGCCCCACUUCCCACCCCAGGCAGAUAAACUUCUCGAGUGGUUCGAGAAACACUACGUGAUGGGGAGGGCAAGAACGCUACAGAACGGGCUGGUAAUUCGCAAUCCACCUCUCUUCCCUCCGAGCCUGUGGUCGGUGCAGCCCCUCAUGGACCUCGGUGCGGGGGAGGGAAAUGUAGAGUUGGUGCUUGUGCGUGCUUUCCGACUUGUGGCCUGGAUUGAGAGGUUUCAUUUCCUUCGAAGCACGCCUGAGUGUCGCCUCCUCUCACAGCCUCCGGGCCGCCGGGUGGCUUCGGUGCUGCUGACCCUGCUGGUGUGCGGGGCGGCCUGGGAGCCCGGGUCCGGUGGGAAGCAGACGUCCCCGGCCCGCGGCUACUACGCCUUCGAGAAGGCCCGGCGGCCUCUAGACCGGCCCCCCAGGGUGCGCAAGCCGCCCUACCACCGCGCUAACGUGCACUGCCCCGAGCGCGCCGUCUACGGCAAGUUCUCCCCGAGGGACACGUUAUGCGGGGACCUCAACAAGGGCUUCAUCCCCAGGAACCCCAUGGGACAGAGGCCGCUCGGAGACCCCUACCCCUUUGAGGUCAUCAAGCGGAAGACGCUGGAGUUCCUGUCGGAGACGCUGCCUCUGCUGCGGCGCGACCCGAACCUGCCCAAGGUGGCUAGGCUCGGAGGGCCCCAGCGUCUACUGGGCCUGCUGGGGGUCCCUCCCCCGCUGCCGGACCUCUCGUUCAGCUACUACCAGAGGGGCCCCCGGAAGGCCCGGAGCCACAACGCCACGCUGAGCGGGGACUUGCGUCUCGCCCAGGAUGAACUCCGCGAGUGGACAUCCAACAGCAGCCUGCGCCAGCUCUGCCGGCACGGCUCGGGAACCGUGUGCACCCUGUUCUCGGCCCUGUCCACCGCACGCAUUUCGACGGCCCUGCUCCAGACCAUUGUACAGAUGCUCACCGCCAGGACGCCGUCCAUCGCGGACAAGGUGCAGGCCGCCCCCUCGACGCAGGGGAGCACAGCGUCCGGCGGAAGCGGGGGAGGCGCCACCAACUUGCUCAGCAUGCUCACAUACGCCGCGGACAUCAUCAACGCUAUCAACCCGGACGCCAGUUCGUCGUCCACGACGCCCUCCCCGCCCAUCGUGAAUCGGUCCCCGCUGACCCAGGUCCUGUCGGCCCUCACGGGAGCCACAGGGUCGUCGGCAGCCAGCUCCAGUCCCCUGGUGACGGUGCUGGACAUGAUGACCAGCGACAGCUCGCCCAUCAAGCUCCUUGCCAACGUGUACAACCAGCGCAAGAAGAAGCCCGUCGCCGACCAGAGCGCCCAGAGCAUGGAGAACGACGUGGACGGCGGCCUGCCGCCGACCCCUUGCCCGUCGCUCGAGGAGUACGUGACGCCCACGUUCGCCAGGAACUACCAGGGGGUCUGGAAGUACGUGGUCCAGAUUCCACACGAGGGCUACCUCACGCAGACGGUGCAGCAGACCAAGUGCAUUUCUACCCGAUGCGACUUCGUGGAGGGCGGCCUGUGCUACGAGUCGCCACGCUGGGUGAGCCUGCUGGUGGCCGAGGUGUUCUACCCCAACGCCGUGUUUCCGACCGCGUCGCCGCAGCGACGCCACGCCACGCGGCCGCGGCUGCCGGCGGUGCAUGACUUCCACCACUUCCAGCAGUACCUGAACCGGCGAGCGAGGCCCGCACUCCAAGCGCAGCGCCGCCAGGACGGGCCCCGGCCGUGGGCCGACGCUGCGCGCGCGGAGACCAAGUGCGACGGCCACGACCAGGUGGGAUGCUACGUGGUGCGCAUGUACUACGACUGGUUCCUCGUGAACGGCUCGUGCAAGUGCUGGAAGCCCAGCGGGAAGCAGGUCUUCGCCGGAGGACGUCGGCGCCGGACGUCGCCAUCGGAGCGGCCGUGACGUGCUGCAGACUCGAGUGGGCCGCUGUGAAGAACAACGAACCUUUUCUGGAGAAGGGUUCUACGCAUACUAGGGUCCUCCUCACGCAGCGGCAAAAACCUGGAACUGGAGUUGGCGCCAGGAAGGGAAGUUGCCUCCUCCGCGACACGCAACUCCCCUUCCGGACGGCUAGCAUAA
Molecule: messenger RNA, 2490 nt
Organism: Ixodes scapularis (black-legged tick)
Lineage: Eukaryota; Metazoa; Arthropoda; Arachnida; Ixodida; Ixodidae
Gene: spz6
Exons: 8
Coding region: 1-2313 (770 amino acids)
Biological process (GO): innate immune response; regulation of Toll signaling pathway; central nervous system formation
Cellular component (GO): extracellular region
Molecular function (GO): growth factor activity; Toll binding
Source: RefSeq, a predicted model, not a curated record